GGGGCGUGGGCUGUACACACGCUCCUGGAUCCAUGUAUGUGGUGCUCAUUGCUUGUCCGUAAUAGAAAGGGACCAGUCGUGAGUGUGUCUGUGUGUCGUUGUGGUGUUCACGCUUGCGUAUAAUCUCCCAGGGCUUGGUGGUGACUUUGGUGCCUUAAAACUACUCGACUUGAGAAAACGCGGAAUAAGAAAAAACAACUCGACAUAAAAACAAGAAGAAGAAAACAUGGAGGUCCAAGCGUCAGGAAAAGCAAUUUACAUCACCUUAAAAGUCUUCGAGAUUGUCUUCGUCAUCAUAGCCAUCGCAAUCUACCAGUCCUUAGUGGACACGAUCCCGAUAGACGACACGUACGGAGGAAUUUUCUUCUGUGAUGGCUCCCUCUUCAUGGCGAUCGUCAUCACUCCUUUGAUGCUGAUUUUCGGCGUCAUUGGCCAGAGCAAUGGGCCCAUGUUUGAGGCAGCCUUGAACCUCGUCUUCGGAAUCUUCCUCAUCGCCACGGGCAGCUUGGCAAUCGACCUGUACAGAGUGCGGGCCGUUCACGAACCAUUAGCCUGUGGCUCCAUGUGCAUUCUGGCAGCUAUAUUCUACCUGGGAGACUGCGCCUACUCGUCGUACUUGGCAGCGAAGAAUUCUGGCGGUUUCACCACUAGCACACGCAAUGACGUCAAUCGCGGGAUGUCGAAUGAGCCUGCUGACAAAGAUGCAGGCUCAUAAGAAGCUGCUAAACCCUCGAGUCCAGUGGGUGUGGGUGAGACCGGAGAAGGUAAAAUUCCAUAGAAAAAAAAAAAAAAAAACCCUAACUUCAACAGUUGUAGAAGCUACUGCACCACUGAGGGUAGAAUGUUGAGUUGCACUGUGUAGGAUGUAGUUGGUGAAGGGUUCGAAAAACUAUUAAAAGACUAAUAGUAGUAAUAAACUAUUUGAAUCCCUG
Molecule: messenger RNA, 932 nt
Organism: Macrobrachium nipponense
Lineage: Eukaryota; Metazoa; Arthropoda; Malacostraca; Decapoda; Palaemonidae
Exons: 5
Coding region: 227-715 (162 amino acids)
Source: RefSeq, a predicted model, not a curated record